AUGGCGUUUCUGUGGGCAGUUGCCUGCCUGGCCCUUGCCAGCACCGUCUCAGGCUGCGGGGUGCCCGCCAUCAGCCCCUCGCUGCGCUACGACGAGAGGAUCAUCAACGGGCAGAACGCGGUGCCCGGCUCAUGGCCCUGGCAGGUGUCCCUGCAGUCCCGCUCGGGAUCCCACUUCUGCGGCGGCUCCUUGAUCAACGAGAACUGGGUCGUCACGGCUGCCCACUGCGAAUUCAACCCGUACUCCCACGUCGUCGUCCUCGGGGAAUAUGACCACAGCUCCAACACGGAGUCCGUUCAAGUGAAGACCGUGGUCAGGGCCGUCACGAACCCCAACUGGGACCCCUCCAACUUGAACAACGACAUCACCCUGCUGAAGCUCUCCUCGCCCGCCCAGCUGGGACCCCGCGUGUCCCCCGUCUGCCUGGCCCCCGCCAACCUGGCUCUGCCCACCAACCUCCAGUGCGUCACCACCGGCUGGGGACGCACCAACACCAACUCCCAAGCCUUGGCAACGCGCCUGCAGCAGGUAACCCUGCCCUUGAUCUCCCGGAGCCAGUGCGUGCAGUACUGGGGCAACCGGAUCACCAGCUCCAUGCUCUGUGCCGGCGGGGUCGGCGCCUCCUCCUGCCACGGUGACUCUGGCGGACCUCUGGUAUACCAGAACGGGAACGUCUGGACCUUGAUCGGCAUCGUCUCCUGGGGAAACAGCAACUGCAACGUCCGCAUGCCGGCCGUGUACACCCGUGUAAGCCAGUUCCGAAACUGGAUCGACUACGUUGUUGCUCAGGGAUAG
Gymnogyps californianus (California condor) is the source of this 795-nucleotide messenger RNA. RefSeq names its product chymotrypsin like (gene CTRL). Gene Ontology annotation, biological process: proteolysis. NCBI's taxonomy places the organism in Eukaryota, Metazoa, Chordata, Aves, Accipitriformes, Cathartidae. Gene Ontology annotation, molecular function: serine-type endopeptidase activity. The transcript is spliced from 7 exons. The coding region runs from base 1 to 795 and encodes 264 amino acids. The record is from RefSeq and is a predicted model, not a curated record.